AUGUGGCUUGGGAACACAAUGAUACCGUGAUAAUUUAGUGCUUUUUAAAAAGCAUGACAUAAUCUUCAGUUUGGCCAAACUAUAAAGGGAAAAAAGAGUGAAGAUUUCAGGGGUAGUUGAUUAAUUUGAAUUAUUUCAUCAUUCUCUUCCCUUGCUCUCACGGGUGACGAGUCCCACCGCCCGCCUCUUCCUUUUCUUCAAUUACACAUUUCGUUGAUUCGCGCUUUGGCUAAUUGGCUCCAAAAUUGCGCCUCACAUCAAAGCCUCAGUUCCUUCGUCAUCCGUGGUCGGUUUGAUAGAGCCUCCAUCCCUGGACCGAGAUGAGAUUUCUUAAAUAAAAGAUUUUCUCCUUCGGACUUGCGUGUCUCUGGGGUUCGUUCGUCUUUCUCUUUUCCAUAAGCGAAAGAGAAAGAGGAAAAAAUGCCAAUAGAAAUGCCCAAAGGAUUGCCUUUCUCAGUGGACACAUGGACUCCAUCGUCCAUGAGAAAGAGGUACCAUUUCCUCACACAUGCCCACAAAGACCACUCUUCUGGCAUUUCUUCCCACGCCUCAUUCCCAAUUUAUUGUACUCACUUUACCAAAACCCUUGUUCUUCAACAUUACCCCCAGCUUGAAGAUUCGUUGUUUGUCGGUAUUGAGGUGGGCCAAUCCAUUGUUAUUGAUGAUCCUGAUGGGGCCUUCGCUGUUACAGUUUUUGAUGCGAAUCACUGUCCAGGAGCCGUAAUGUUCUUAUUUGAAGGCAAGUUUGGUAAUAUUUUACACACUGGAGAUUGCAGACUUAGUCCUGAGUGCCUACAGAAUUUACCUGAAAAGUAUACAGGGAAGAAGGGAAAAGAUCCACGUUGUCAACUGGAUUGUGUCUUUUUAGACUGUACUUUUGGAAGUUUCUCCCAGGGGAUGCCUAGCAAGCAUUCUGCAAUUCAAGAGGUUAUUAAUUGUAUUUGGAAGCAUCACAAUGCAUUGACAGUGUAUCUAAUCUGUGACCUCCUUGGUCAGGAAGAAAUUCUUGUUAAUGUGUCUAAAACAUUUGGAGCCAAGAUAUAUGUUGAUAAAUCCGAAAACCCAGAAUGUUUCCAGAAUCUGAAUCUUGUAGCACCUGAAAUCCUUAGUCAAGAUCCAUCUUCUCGGUUCCAUAUAUUUGAUGGAUCUCCAGGACUAUAUGAAAGAGCAAAAGGAAAGCUUGUGGAGGCCAGGCGUAAUCACAAGCCUGAGCCUCUCAUUAUGCGCCCUUCUUCACAGUGGUAUGCUUGUGAAGACGAGUUCUCUGAAUUUGAGAACGCCAGGAAAAAGAGAAUGCAUGAAGCAGUUAAGGAUCAGUUUGGUGUUUGGCAUGUCUGUUACUCAAUUCACUCAUCUAAAGAAGAAUUAGAAUGGGCACUUCAACUUCUUUCACCUAGGUGGGUUGUUUCAACAACCCCCAGCUGCAGGGCCAUGGAGCUAGGUUAUGUUAAGCAGCAUUGUUUCAACUCAAACAUAGCUCUGAAUAAAUCUCUCUGUAAGAUUCUGGAUAUGACUGUGGAGACUAGUUCAGAUGCUGAUACAUUGGUUAAAUCUGUGAACAACAAACAUGUGCUUGAAAAGAUCCCUCAGCCUUGUGCUCAAACUCAAUCACCUGUUAAACAGAGCCCUGAGAUAAAGGCACUCGUAGAGUUGUCUCUUCCAGGCAAGUUGCCUGUUACAUUAUUUGGCAGAGCGAGACUUGGUUUUCAAGAUGUUAAUUUUUCACAUGGAGGGUGUAAUAUUGUACCCACGAGUGGCCUUUCACAAACUGCUUCAAGCAAUGCAGGACACGAAUCCUUGUACCAACAGGAAGAUGCUGAAGUACAAUUGGACGAGUCAGUAGAAAGCAAAAGCAAAUUACAUAAAAUACCAUAUCUGCAAUGACAGGAGCUGGAGACAAGAAUUCACAAGACUCCCUCCUAUUUAAACAUUGGAUCUUCAGGCUUUAGUGCAGGUGUCAAAAAGAUGUAUAGGUUAAUGAACGUUCCUGUGCCUGAACCCCUUCCCUCAUUGGUGGGACUUCUGAAUCCCGAUAAACGUCCCAAGAGGGGCUAAAUCAUUUAUAUUUGCUUGUUUAGAGGUAUAUUCUUUAUAGAUUGUGAGAGAGCUUUUCUUGUUAUUUGUCAAACUAGCAUCUCCAUUGCUGGGAUACUUUACAAGAAUAAGCAGAAGGCGGAGGGAAUCAUAUGCAGAAGUAUCAUACAUAAGGUGUUUGCUAUGAUCAUGUUUGCUUCGUCUGUUCGGGAUUUUGAUGCAGAAGGCGGAGGGAAUCAUAUGCAGAAGUAUCAUAUGAGUCUCCCUUUACAUAAGGUGAAUCAUAUACCAAAAGUAGCAAGCCUUUAUGGUCAUUGAAAGGGUGCUUAGUAGUUACACGGCAUUGUUGGACGACUACAUUUGUUCGUUAUUGAUGUGCACAAUAAGUUCAUUUAUUUUUAAAUAUCACAUUGAAUGUAUUACCCUUGUAUCACUAAAAUCCCGCUCUACAUUUAUCGCCUAACCACCUAAUCAAGAGAGUUGCUUUUUUGUCA
This is a messenger RNA of Prosopis cineraria, 2528 nucleotides long. RefSeq lists its product as uncharacterized. The record is from RefSeq and is a predicted model, not a curated record. NCBI's taxonomy places the organism in Eukaryota, Viridiplantae, Streptophyta, Magnoliopsida, Fabales, Fabaceae. Bases 421 to 1884 code for a protein of 487 amino acids. Gene Ontology annotation, biological process: interstrand cross-link repair; double-strand break repair via nonhomologous end joining; protection from non-homologous end joining at telomere. Gene Ontology annotation, molecular function: 5'-3' DNA exonuclease activity; damaged DNA binding. The transcript is spliced from 4 exons.